This is a messenger RNA of Cercospora beticola, 1510 nucleotides long. RefSeq lists its product as uncharacterized. NCBI's taxonomy places the organism in Eukaryota, Fungi, Ascomycota, Dothideomycetes, Mycosphaerellales, Mycosphaerellaceae. The record is from RefSeq and is a predicted model, not a curated record.
AGCUUCACGCACACCUCUCUAUCCAUCCACCAAGACCAGCUUCCGACCAAGUGCUGGAAGGAGCCAAGCUGUCUGUCAGGAUGUGGUGGAAACGCAGUGAAGAGGCUGCGCCACCGGCUGCUGCUCUGCAAACACCACCUCCUCCGCCGCCCUCGCCGCCGAUCGAUGCCCUCCCGGUGCUUCCCAUCCCGCACUCCAUGCCAGAACCUCAGUCGCAACUAGAGCAACCUCGCACGCCCAUCCAGCUCCGCAAUGAUGCCGAACGCCUCUCUCUUCCGCUGUAUUCUCGCCUCCCUCUCUCCAUCACCAUCGCCUCCGUGACAGGGCUGCUCCUCGGUCUUGCCAAAGGCUCUCAAGACACAAACUUCCGCUUCCGCGCCGAAAAUGCUCACCGCUUACCUACGACACAGCAAGGCUGGUUCCUGUACCACAAGUCCAAGAACUACAAUAUGAUGCUUGGCGGAAUCAAGGAAGGUACGAGGCAGAGUCUCAAAUUUGGAGCGUGGACCGGGUUGUUCUUCCUACUAGAAGAAGGCGUUGAUCGUGGCAGAGCGGCAGGGAGAAGGAUGUGGGGCAGGUUCUGGGGCGGAGAGUGGAAGAGCGGAGCGCGAGAGAUGAGAUUGGCGAGUGCUGCAUUGAGCUUAGACGAUGAAGAGCAUGAGGAAGAAGAGAUCGUGAGAGAUUCGAGGGACUGCUUCAGUUCCAUGUUGGCUGGUUUGGGUAUCGCAGGAAUGUUCAGCGCGUGGAACAGAUUUCCUGUACCUACGGCAGCCAGGACGGCCAAAAUGGGCGCAAAGGCCGGCUUAGCAUUUGGUGUGUUGCAGGAUAUGGUCAGCCUGUCGAAGGGCAGGAGGGUGGGCUAUGUCGAAUUCGUAAAGAGGCUCGCUGGAGAUGGCCACGACGAGGAGCUCCCAGGAUGAAAACUUCAUGGCGCAAUGUCGACGCCCGACACGUCUCUCCUUUAGCGCAUGCGGACCUGGACACCAGCAUGGCUGUGUCGGCUUUACUGGAGUAACACCUGCCUAUUUGACGCUGAUACGGCCAAGUGCGUCAGAGAUCAGUGCAGGCAAACACCGACCACACUUUCGAGUAGGGAUUGUGCCAGCCACGUCCCAUAUCUGGAGACAACGCGCACUCGCAUGUAUCCGGAUCGAAUGACCUUUUUGCACAGCAGAAGAUGAAAGACGCGCUGAAGCUCAAGCAUGCUAGCAACACAACACAUGCCUCAACUGUGUAAUCAAGACAGUAUGCACGCAUGCCGGACAUUCGGCCGUCUACGACUGGCUGGCUAGAACACACAGCAUACGAUGAUGGUCUCAGCCAGCUUGUCAUGGAACGGGUCUGUCCAAGCUCAGCUCGUAGCGGCGCAUAACUACCUCCACAUGCUAUCGACAAGAGCCAAUCUACGCAUUGGAGACGGGAGGGGGAAAUGCACCGCGUUUCUGAGACUAUUCAGUCAGCUACAGUACAUGGCUGCAAGUCGUUCCAGCUCCAUGCAAGCCGUCGGCCA